AUGAAAAGGAGGAGCUUGGCUGAUAUCUGGCUGCUGCUGCAAUUUGCAGGCUUGAGCUGGGCCAGCUUUUCGGAGCUAAACAAUUCGGAUCCCAAGUUCAGCGGUCCCAUCAACAACUCAACAGUUCCCGUGGGACGCGAUGCCCUGCUCACGUGUAUCGUGCACGACCUGGUUAGCUUCAAGGUGGCCUGGUUGCGCGUAGAUACACAGACCAUUCUGAGCAUCCAGAACCAUGUCAUCACCAAGAACCAUCGCAUUGCCAUCUCGCACACGGAGCAUCGCAUCUGGCAGCUAAGGAUACGCGAUGUCCAGGAGUCAGAUCGUGGAUGGUACAUGUGCCAAAUCAACACCGAUCCCAUGAAGAGUCAGAUGGGUUAUCUAGACGUUGUGGUGCCACCGGAUAUUGUUGAUUACCAGACUAGUCAGGAUGUGGUUCGUGCCACGGGUCAGAAUGUGACGCUCACCUGCAGUGCAACGGGGGUUCCCCUGCCCACAAUUACCUGGCGUCGCGAGGAGUCCACACCGCUCCUACUUUCCGAGGACUCCGCCCAACAGGAAGUGUACAGCGUGGAGGGGCAGAAUCUCAGCUUGUGGCAGGUGCAGAGGUCUCAUAUGGGGGCCUAUCUUUGCAUUGCCUCCAAUGGAGUGCCUCCCACAGUCAGCAAGCGCGUAAUGCUGGUGGUGAACUUUGCUCCCACCAUCUGGACUCGUUAUGAUACCAUCUACGUGGGCCUGGGCCAGAAGCUAACGCUGGAAUGCAUCACCGAAUCCCAGCCGGCAUCUGUAAACUUCUGGCUAAAGGACUCUGAACUGCUGCCAGGAGGUAGCUAUGAAUCCGUUACAGUGGAUCAUGUCCAUCGCAUUGUAAUGCGGAUCACCCUGCGUCCCAUAACGAAGCGGGAUUUUGGAGAGUACAAAUGCAGGGCCAAGAAUGCAAUGGGCCAGACAGAUCGGAUUAUCACAGUGCAUCAUAAAGCCAAGAAGCAUGGUCAGCACUCGCAUCAGACCUCCUCCCUCGAGAGUCAGUUCAUUGUCAUAGAAGAAUACAUAGCGAAUGCGGCUGUUAUGAACUGUAUAUUCCGAACUCUUUGGCUUCCAUUUCUGUAUUUCCUCAAUAAAAUUGCCAGCUUGUGAGCCAGCGCAGUUAAAACAAUUGGUGCU
Drosophila kikkawai is the source of this 1161-nucleotide messenger RNA. RefSeq names its product Dpr-interacting protein iota (gene DIP-iota). The record is from RefSeq and is a predicted model, not a curated record. Gene Ontology annotation, cellular component: neuron projection. NCBI's taxonomy places the organism in Eukaryota, Metazoa, Arthropoda, Insecta, Diptera, Drosophilidae.